Molecule: messenger RNA, 2310 nt
Organism: Sebastes umbrosus (honeycomb rockfish)
Lineage: Eukaryota; Metazoa; Chordata; Actinopteri; Perciformes; Sebastidae
Product: transmembrane protein 138-like
Exons: 5
Coding region: 1340-1654 (104 amino acids)
Cellular component (GO): cilium
Source: RefSeq, a predicted model, not a curated record
ACGUAUUACUUCUGUGUAAAGCAACAAGCUGUUAGGGAGUUUUCUAAGAAGAUUAAAUGGUACUAAGAACCACAAGAUGGGAGCACAUGAACAACAACCGAGGCUUUAAAUUAAACCACUACUCUAAAUACCACUGACUAAAUAUCUGACAGAAAAAGAGAGAGAGAGAGCAGAAACUGAUGACUUUGUCUGUGAUGUGUAUCCAUAGCACUGGAAAACCUUCAACAAGAUGUUUCAUGUAACACUUUAAGUGUUUAAAUGUAAAGCUUAUGUAAGACAGCAGCAGUAUUAUCUUCUCUUUGUUUAUAUACACUGGUUGUCCAGUUUUCCUUUGCCAAGGAGCUAUAGUAGUUCUGCUAACCCACAAUGUCAGUGGGACAGCUUUCAAGAAUAAGUAUGGUCGACGCGCCACUGUUUAGAAGUAGUCCUAAUCUUCCUCACACCUGCCACUGCCGUGCCAAGCUAUAAAUACGGGGUCAUAAGAAGAUCCACCAUGUUGGAUAGUGAUCCUGGCUCACAGGAUGCCAAGGCAAAGGUUUACAGUACGUGCUUAACUAAUACUCCCAGUACAGCGACAACAGUAGUGAAAGGACGACCUGUUUUCUUAAUUUAGAGUGAAGAAACUGUUUUAAUGAAAUGGAUGAGAAGUAACCUGAAGGAAUACCUCACAAUCUGAUCUGGGAUAUCAUCAGAAAAAGAGAGAGAAGCUGCCUUUCUACUUAACGAGUCUCUGCUGGGUUUACUUGGGAGCUGAUGUUUCAUCAGGUUUUGAUAUGAAAGUUCAAGAAACCUUGGAGGUUUUUACCACCAUAGCCUGAACUGUGCUACCACAUCUGUUCAUGCCGGAACAGUACAAAUCAACACUUCUGACAUGUUGAUGCCUGUGAUUUCCAUGCAGCUCAUUUCAAAACCUGACUCCCACUUCGAAAGGACUUCAGUGUUUCCCAAGUAAACAGGACUGAAUUUGAAUUUGCAAAUGGAGCCCUAAUGUUGUAUCAUUCACACUUCAGAGUGGAGCCAUUUGAAUGCCUUGCUGAGACCCCCAAACAGUCAGGACUGUGAUAGGAUUGAUGUUUCUAUGUAGUGUGUGUGCGAGUGCAGUGCAGCGUUGGAUCCAUCGUGGAACCACCACGGUCCGCCGGGGCGCCCAGCCUUCGGGCCGGAGACGCUCCAGACCAGCAACUACUCUCUGGUGUUACUGAUUCAGCUCAGCCUGCUCUCCUUCGACCUGUUUGUCAACUCCUUCAGCGAGCUGCUGAGGGCUGAACCGGCUGUCCAGCUGGUACUUUUCAUAAUCCAGGACAUUGCCAUCCUGUUCAACCUGAUCAUCAUUCUGUUGAUGCUGUUUAACACCUACGUGUUCCAGAUCGGCCUGGUCGCCAUAUUGCUGGAGCGAUUUAGAGCUCUGCUAAUGCUCUCUGCUCUCUAUCUGACCUUCAGUAUCAUACUCCACUCCUGGCUUAUGAAUCUACGUUGGCUGAAUACCAACAGAUUUAUUUGGACAGACGGCCUUCAGGUGCUGUUUGUGUUCCAGAGAGUUGCCUCUGUGUUGUACUACUACUUGUACAAGAGGACCUCAGAGUAUCUGGGCGACCCUCGUCUCUACGAGGAUUCACCGUGGCUGCGAGAACUGUUCGCUCGGGCCAGACAGUGAUCUCACGGCAAAAAACAGCACACGAUGCCACAGAGGCCAGGACUACUGUCAAAAAGGGCACAAUAAAAAAAUGUCCUAUAUGGACAGCAAAGAUUUCACAAUAAAAUGUGCAUUUGAAAAUCCAUACAAUGGGAAAUAAAUUGACCACUUCAAUACAGUAUUUUUUAAUAAUAAUUAAAUCAGUUACAUUUUGGGAACACUAAUUUCCAAAUUCAAAAGAAAAGAAAGAAAAACAUUUAGGCCUAAAAUGCAUUUCUUGCAAUACAUGCAAAAUAUGUAUUUCACUUAACAUUUCUUUCCAAUGCAGGAAGGAUUGUGCCAAAAUCUGGUAGAUGUUUUAAAACAACGUCUCAUCAGGUAAAAAUGACAUGAAAAGAGAGAUAAUGAUUUAAAAUAUUCUGUUGAUACCAGUCACCACAUGCCCUUUUUCUUUUCUUUAUUUUUUAAAAGACUAUAUUGCAGUUGUUUUAUAUACAUUUGAGAUUUGUGUUGCUUUGACUUUGUUUAUGUCGAUUUUGAACAGGGUUUAAUGUUAUUAUGGCUCUGACAGUUACUGAUCUCCACUGUCUGUAAAAUCUGACCCAUCGUGUGCAUCUGAGCUGGCCUGGUUUCAUUUUCACAAAUGCUUAAAAUACAAUAAAAAAUGUCUUUUAAAA